Molecule: messenger RNA, 4803 nt
Organism: Chanos chanos (milkfish)
Lineage: Eukaryota; Metazoa; Chordata; Actinopteri; Gonorynchiformes; Chanidae
Gene: pbrm1l
Product: polybromo 1, like
Exons: 28
Coding region: 1-4803 (1600 amino acids)
Biological process (GO): transcription elongation by RNA polymerase II; chromatin remodeling
Cellular component (GO): SWI/SNF complex; RSC-type complex
Molecular function (GO): chromatin binding; protein binding
Source: RefSeq, a predicted model, not a curated record
AUGGGUUCUAAGAGGCGUCGUGCCACUUCCCCUUCUAGUAGUGCGAGUGGAGGAGACUUUGAUGAGUCUUCUACUUCCACCCCAGUCGGUGGUUGGAAAAGAAGGAGGACUUCGAAUGUCCCCACCAUUGAUCAGAUCGCUGUAUGCCACGAAUUGUACAACACUGUCAGAGAAUACAAGGAUGACCAGGGCAGACAGAUCUGUGAGCUGUUUGUCCGAGCACCAAAGCGAAGAAACCGACCGGACUAUUAUGAAGUAGUGGCUCAGCCCAUAGACAUGAGUAAGAUCCAGCAGAAACUCCGAGCUGAAGAGUAUCAGGAUGUGAGCCAGCUCACUGCAGACUUCCAGCUUCUGGUGAACAAUGCCAAAGCGUACUAUCAGACAGACACUCCCGAGUACAGAGCGGCCUGCAAACUGUGGGACGUCUUUGUGUCCACGAGGAGCGAGCUCCUGCAGGGAGGCGACGGAGAGGAAGGUGAGGAAGAGGAGGAAGGCGAGGACACACUGGAGAACCCAGGAACCUCCACAGAGGAGGAGACUCCGCUGAGCUGUUUGAAGGAAGUUCUAGAACAGCUUUUGGAAGCUAUAGUGUCUUACACAGACUCCUCAGGGCGCCUAGUCAGUGAACUCUUCCAAAAACUUCCAUCCAAACUGCAUUACCCAGAUUACUAUGCUAUCAUUAAAGAGCCAAUAGAUUUACGAACCAUUGCCCAGAGGAUUCAGAUGGGACACUACAAAUCCAUCAAUGCAAUGGCGAAGGACGUUGAGCUUUUGACCAAAAAUGCCAAAACCUACAAUGAACCUGGAUCUCAAGUUUUUAAGGAUGCAAACACGAUUAAGAAAGUUUUCAUGCAAAGAAAAACGGAAAUCGAUCAGGCGGAGCCCACAAAAUCAAGCCUCCGCAUAAGGAACAGGAGGUCUGCCCAGGGAGACCGUCUGUCAGCGAUAACUCAAGCCCUGCAGUGUGGCUCAGAGAGUGAUGAAGAUUCCCUCCUCUCAGGUUCCGUGCUGCACGACGCCGGCGAAGGAGAGGCCGAGUCGGGAAGCUCUCGGACGGGCACGGGCGACCCCGCCCUCCAGCUGUACCAGUCCGUCCGCGGGGCGCGUAACACCCAGGGUCAGCUCCUGGCCGAACCCUUCCUCCAGUUGCCCUCGCGCAGAGAAUACCCUGAUUACUACCAGCAGAUUAAACACCCCAUCUCUCUCCAGCAGAUCCGGGAUAAGAUGAAGAGUGGGGAGUAUGAUGGUGUUGAGCAGAUGGAGGUCGACCUCAAUCUGAUGUUCGAAAAUGCCAAACGCUACAACGUCCCCAACUCGGCCAUCUACAAACGCGCCCAGAAACUCCAGCAGAUCCUCCAGACCAAGAAGAGAGAGCUGAAAGAAGAGAAUGAAGGAGACAGUCUACUCUCGUCUGAUACGGGAAGCACCAAGAGAAAAAGCCAUAAGAAAAACACCAGGAAAAACCGGAUGAAGGCCCUGUACGCUGCCGUCACCGAGGCCCGGGAGGCCGGAACCGGGAGGCGCCUCUGUGACCUCUUUAUGGUGAAGCCGUCGAAAAAGGACUACCCCGAUUACUACCAGGUCAUCCUCGAGCCCAUGGACCUGCGGACCAUCGAGCACAACGUCCGCACGGAACGCUACACCUCCGAGGACGCCCUCAUGGACGACAUGAAGCUCAUGUUCCGGAACGCUCGGCACUACAACGAGGAAGGGUCUCAGGUGUAUAAUGAUGCUGAUAUUCUGGAGAAGAUUGUGAUGGACAAACAGAAGGAACUGGGACCACUUCCAGAGGAGGAUGAUGUGGGCUCUCCUAAACUCAAAUUAAGUAUUGGGGGCGGAGCAUCCCCUAAAAAGUCUCGUACCCAGACCACGCCCCUGCAGCAGAGGCUGACAGAGCUGUACGAGGCCGUGCGCAACUUCACGGACGGGCGUGGCCGGCGCCUCAGCGGAGUCUUCCUCCGACUCCCCUCGAGGGCGGAGCUUCCCGACUACUACGCGGCCAUCAAGCGACCAAUCGACAUGGAACGCAUGCGCAGCCACAUGGCCGCGGGGCGGUACCAGGACUUGGACUCGUUGUUCGAGGACUUCAUCCUCAUGUUUAACAACGCCUGCACCUACAACGAACCCGAAUCGCUCAUCUACCGGGACGCCCUUCUGCUCCACAGAGCCCUCCUGGACGCCCGGCGCCGCCUGGACGAGGAAGACGAGGCCGAGGAAGGGCAGGGCGGGGUCGCGGUCGCUCCGCUUGCCCGGGAGCUCAUCCGGAACCUCUUCGUGUCCGUCAUGGGCCAUCAGGACGACGAGGGCCGUUGCUAUAGCGACUCCCUGGCUGAGGUGCCGGCCGUCGACCCGGCCAAUCCGGAAAGCCCACCCCUGAACUUUGACACGGUCCGAACCAACGUGGAGCGCGGGCGCUAUCGGAGGCUGGACGUCUUCCAGGAACAUAUGUUCGAGGUGAUGGAGAAAGCCCGUCGUCUCAACAGGACUGAUUCGGAGAUUUUUGAGGACUCUGUGGAACUGCAGCAGUUUUUCAUCAAGAUCCGAGACGAGCUAUGCAAGAACGGGGAGAUUCUCCUCUCCCCAGCUCUCAGUUACACCGCCAAACACCUCCACGCCGACGUGGACCAGGAGAAGAGGGAGAAACUUCCCAAGGAGAUAGAGGAGGACCGACAGAAAAGAGAGGAGGAGAAGAAAGAAGAGAAAGCAGAGGGACCAGCGGGUGACCAGUGGGCGUCAGGACCUCUGAGCUCAUUCAGUCAGGACUGCAGUUUUGAGAACAGCACGUACAGCGUGGGAGACUUUGUUUACGUCCAGCCCUCUGAGCCGAACCUGCAGCCCCACAUCGUCUGUAUCGAGAGACUGUGGAAGGAUGAGGCUGGUGACCAGUGGAUGUACGGCUGCUGGUUUUACCGGCCCGGGGAGACCUUCCACCUGGCCACGCGCAAGUUCCUAGAGAAGGAGGUUUUUAAGAGUGACUAUUACAACCGCGUCCCUGUCAGCAAGAUCAUGGGAAAGUGCAUGGUCGUGUUCGUUAAGGAUUACUUUAAAGUCCAGCCUGAGAGUUUCAGACCCGAGGACGUUUACGUGUGCGAGUCCCGCUACGCUGCCAAGACAAAGUCCUUCAAAAAAAUCAAGAUGUGGUCCAUGCCCCCGAGCUCCGUGAGGUUCGUCCCUCGCGAGACUCCGUUGCCUGUGGUCCGAGUGGCGUCCAUGUUCGUCACCGCGGCGAAGCGGGACCAGGACAAGACUGCCGACGCUUCAGACGGAGAACAGGGGGGAUUUAUCGAGAAGGAGAGAGAGGAUGUCCCUGUUGAAGUGGCCAGUGGUGAACCAGGCUGUCUGUACUAUGAACAGCUACGAUACAAUGACAUUUGGCUGAAAGUGGGAGACUGCGUCUACAUCCGCUCACACGGGCUAGUGCGCCCCAGAAUCGGCAGGAUCGAGAAACUGUGGGUGAAAGAUGGAGCAGCGUUCUUCUUCGGCCCCAUUUUCAUCUACCCCGAGGAGACGGAGCACGAGCCCACCAAGAUGUUCUACAAACGCGAGGUGUUCCUAAGCAACCUGGAGGAGACCUGUCCCCUUACCUGCAUUCUAGGGAAGUGCGUGGUGUUGUCUUUCAAGGACUUCCUGUCGUGCAGGCCUACGGAAUUCGUCGAGGAUGACGUCAUGGUCUGCGAGAGUCGUUACAUCGAGAGCGAGAAACAGAUGAAGAAGUUUAAGGGGUUGAAACGCUUCUCUCUCUCUGGCAAAGUCGUUGAUGAUGAAAUCUACUACUUCAGGAAGCCCAUCGUGCCGCAAAAGGAACCUUCGCCUCUGCUGGACAAGAAGAUCGAGGAACUGGAGACCAAGUUUGCGGACAUGGAGGAUCUGGAUGAGGACAUGGACGAGCUGGAGGAAGAGGACGAGGAAGCUCCAGAGACGCCUUCCAUGCCAGCUAUGGACAUCACGAAUGCGAGCGAUGUGGACAUCAUGCCUUAUACGCCGUCGCAGUCCACUCCAAAGUCGAUGAAGGGCCUGUCGAAGAAGGAGGGGGCGAAGCGUAAGAUCAACAUGAGUGGCUAUAUCCUGUUCAGCAGUGAGAUGCGGGCAGUCAUUAAAGCCAGACACCCAGAUUUUUCCUUUGGAGAGCUCAGCCGCCUGGUGGGGACAGAGUGGAGGAACCUGGAUACGUCUAAGAAGGCAGAGUAUGAGGGCAUGAUGGGAGCUUACGGGUCACCGUACAUGCCCAUGCAGGGCCCCGCUGAGGGCAUGAUGGGUAUGGGUGGCCCUCCACCUCAUCCCGUUGGGGUGCCCUCGCUGCCACAUCAGCACUAUCCUCCUCCUGGCAUGGCUGGGUACCCUGGCAUGCCCCCUCCGGGCGUAAUGGGUCCAGGUGUCAAUGGCAUGGCAGGAAGUCCAGGUCCUGGAAACCAGUAUGGAAUUCAGAUGGCGGGAUAUGGGCCGGGCCAGCAGGCUCCACCCCCUUACCCCGGUCAAGGUCAGGUGGGUGUGCCCGCACAACAGCAGCCAACCACGCCCAUGUUUGUGGCCCCACCCCCUACUCCACAGCGACUCUUGCAUUCAGAGGCCUAUCUGAAAUACAUUGAGGGCCUCAAGGCAGAAUCAAACACCAUCAGCAAAUGGGACCAAAGCCUUAAAGCUCAAAGAAGAGACUGCCGCCUGACCAAAGAACAGGAGAGUCGUCUGCCCUCUCAUUGGCUGAAAAGCAAAGGGGCGCACACGACCAUGGUGGACGCUCUGUGGCGACUCAGAGACAUGAUGAUGCGUGACACGCUCAACGUGCGACAAGCGUACAACCUCUAG